Malaya genurostris is the source of this 5493-nucleotide messenger RNA. Its product is annotated as organic cation/carnitine transporter 2. The coding region runs from base 1362 to 3596 and encodes 744 amino acids. Gene Ontology annotation, cellular component: membrane. Gene Ontology annotation, molecular function: transmembrane transporter activity. Gene Ontology annotation, biological process: transmembrane transport. The transcript is spliced from 11 exons. Lineage: Eukaryota; Metazoa; Arthropoda; Insecta; Diptera; Culicidae. The record is from RefSeq and is a predicted model, not a curated record.
GUCAGUAUCGCUGCGGUUUGCUAUCGUGACGGACGGAGCAGUAAAUUUCGCGUAACGGAUUUGGCCAAAUCACAUCGAAACCAGUUUCAUAAGAAAAGAUAAUUCUUUGCAGAAUUAUGCUACACAGUUACCAGUGACGGUGGUUGGUACCAAGUGUAAUAAUAAAUGGGAGUGUUCAGUUCGGUUCGCCUCGGAAAGAAUAACUCAUAAUCUAGAGUGAGCUGAGAUUGAAAGCCUAAUAAAGACAUUAUUGUUUAAUGAUCGUGUCUAGAUAGAUAGAUAGAUUAAUUGAAAUCGGAAUCUCGAUAGAAAAAAAAAUCUAGCCCCCAGUCGUGAGUGACGGUCUCGGAAUCUCACGUGAAUUAUCAUGAAGGGCCGUGGCUGAGACUAAGGAAUGUGCCGCGCUCGAGAGAUUGAGAUCGAUUCGAUAAGAUAAAUCGGGGAGCAAUGAGUUGUUUGUUUUGAAUAAGUGAAAUAUUUGUAUUGACCCCUUCGUCGCGAUUUAGAUUGAUGAGUGUACGAGUGUUUAGUACGAUCGCAGAUAUGUUAAUCAAAUGAUUUAGGUUUGUUUGCGAUCUCAGAAUAGUGGUGCCAGAUCGUAUCAUCAUCUGUUGGACCGUUUUUAUUAUCGAACGGUUUUCUAUACCUGAACAAUAGAUUAUACUGUACAAUUAUCAACAAAUAAAGUUACAGGUAAAUUGGCACCGGAACGAGCCGUAGAAGAAGACAGAGAAGGACAGCGAACGAGGAAUGCGUAAACUACGUAAAGCUCGGUACGAAUCAACAUCCCAAUAACGUUCCGCCUAUACCUGCUUGAUCAAUAGUUUAACCAACAAGAGCAAAAGCCGUUUGCAAACCAGCCGGUCCCAGCUCAUUGCAGGUUAUUUUUGCAUACAAUUAGAACUGCAAUUAACUCUAAUUAACCGCGUGUGACGGUUGUACAUCGACAGACUGUGACUGUGGCGCGUCGCGCCAGUUUGAAAAUUUAUGCACCCAGGCCCGUGGAUAGGCAUAUCGAAGAAAUCAAAGUGGUAAUUUUCAUCACUGUAUUAUCAGCCAAUUGCCUCUCUCGUGUGUUCAGUGAGCUGUGCACUGCCAGCUAGUGAAAAACCCCUCCGGAUUUAUUUCGGUUCAGUGUUUUGUUUGGAUUACGUCGUGUGCAAAGUUGAUACCAGCAAUUGGGAGUGCUCAAUCAUAAAUAGAAUACUACCGGCCGCCAGUAGAGAGGGUGAAAGUUUUGUGCCGUUUUUUUUGUCAUUGUGAUGUAAAUCAGCACCGUGUGGAUAUUGCAGAUCUCACUAACCAAUCAAGCUGUAAUCGAUCUGUGGGCGAUUUGUAACAAGUCAAAGUUUUUCAGUACGAUGGCCAACAGGUGGUCACUAACUAGUGGUGGCGGUGGUGUUGGUGGUGGUAGUGGUCCCGCCAGUAAGGAGUGUGGUGAUGAAUUUGAAAUCACAGUUCUGCUGGACAAAUCAGCUUCCAUAUCGUCCUCGUCGCCGGUUCGAGUUGUCAUCGUCAACGAUGGCAGUGUUGGUGAUGGCAACGGAAAAAUUGGUUUUGUUGACGAUGAAAGUGACGGCGGUGACGGAAAUGAUGACGAUGAUGACAAUAAUGAUGGCGAUGGUGGUCUCCGGCUGCGCCGACAAAACGAUGAUCACACUUCCGGUGUCGCUGACGACCGUGACAGCGAUGAUGAGGAACGGAUUAUGAUUCUCGACGAGCGGCCUCAACGGUGCAAGCGAAAUGGAAAGGCGAAAGUGAAGAUGUCCAAAUCGAAAAGCUCCUCAGCAAAUCCUUCGCCCACGCCUGUGCCACAGGAUGAGCACACAGCAUCCUUGAAUCUCGACACAGCCCCCGCAUCCCGCCUGUCAGGCACCGGUAGCAGUAACAACAACAAAAUCAGUCCAUCGACUCCGACCUCGAUCAGCAACAACAGCAAACGGGUGGCGAUGGCGGCCAACAGCAGUAGCAACAAUAAUAACCAAAGCAGCAAAUCCACUCCCUCCGGGAAGCACAAAAACCCCGACGAGGAAUGUGAUGUGAUCGGUGACCUGAUAGGGGACUACGGCAAGUGGCAGUUCGUGAUGACAUUUCUCCUGUCACUAUUUCAGGUCCCGAACACGUUCCACAUCUAUUCGCCCACGUUUCAGGCAGCAGAAAAAAGCCACUGGUGCCGUCGGCCGCCGCAUUUAAAUACUACAUCCGUGGAUCUCUGGCGGAAUGUGACCAAGGCGCAGGAGAACUGCCGGAUACUGAAUUACGACUGGAGUACGGUGGGAUCCGAACAGUCUUUGAGCAACUUGAACUUACCCGGAAAUCUGUCUCACGUGGCCUGCAGUGCAUGGGAGUUCAACACUAACGAUAACCUCGGAAGUACGUGGGUAUCAGAUUGGAGUCUGGUAUGCGAUAAGGAGUACCUCAAGGAUGUGGCGGAAAUGUUCUUUCUAGUCGGUGUGGCCACCGGUGGUAUCACCAGUGGGGUUCUAUCGGAUAAGUUUGGACGUAAAAAAAUGCUUUUCAUAUCGGCUGUUCUCCAGUCAAUUUUCGGCCUAGCAUUGUACUUCGUCGACUCGUUGGAGUUUCUUUUUGCUCUCCGGGCGUUGCUCGGGCUUGUGUCCGUAUCGGUGACUUACGCUGGACUAAUCCUCGCUAUUGAGUAUGUAGACGGAAAAUGGAGAACUAUCGCUGGCAUGUACAAUUUGUUUCCCCUGCCGGUAUCAUACAUUAUCAUCUCUGGUAUUGCCUAUCUGACACAGGAUCACCGAAAGCUGCAACUUUGCAUCGGCCUGCCCGGAGUGUUCCUGUGCUUUCUAUGGUUCGUACUUCCGGAAUCUCCCCGGUGGCUACUGUGCAAAGGGCGAGUGGCUGAGGUCAAGGAAAUUGUUAAAAAAGCAGCUGCCUACAACAAUCGACCGUUGCCGGACAAUUUGGAUAAACUGUUGAAACCACCGGCCAACGUGGACGAUGAUAUGGCUGGUGCCUGUGACUUGUUUCGCACUCGGUACCUCAGACGGGUAACGUUUUGCUUUCUCUGCAUCUGGUUCACCAUGAAUCUCGUCUAUUACGGAUUGGUGCUCAACAUGAACAGCUUCGGUGGCAAUAUUUAUCUCAAUUCGGCACUGGCAGGACUUGUGGAAAUACCCGCCAUAGCACUAGCUAUGUACAUCAUCAAUAAAACUGGAAAGAAAUGGCUCUUCUGUGCUACGUUUUUCGCUUGUUCAGUUGCUUGUCUAUGCGCUGCAGUAGUGGAAGGAAAUAUGCAAUAUCUGUCGCUCAAAAUUACAUUCGUAAUGAUAGGAAAGUUCACCAUCAGUGCUGGGAACACAAUCAUGCCGGUUUACACGGCGGAACUCUACCCAACUGCCAUUCGCAACGUUGGGGUUGGUGCUUGUAACGUUGCCGCCGGAUUCGCUCUCGUAUUGACGCCCUACCUUUCCAUGUUGCCAAAAAUUGAAGACCAUCUCCUCAUGACUUUGUUAACAGCUUGGUGCAUUUUCGGUGCUAUUGUCGUCGUAUUUCUACCGGAAACUAUGCAACAUCACGACCACGAGGAACUAAAUGAUGAUAAGGAAGUAGAUACUCAAAUGAUGACCUAAAUUUAACCAUUGUACUCAGUACUGAGCUAACGUGAUGCCGCUUACUUUGAGAAACGAGCUGAACUACUACUACUGCCAUAUCUACAAGCUGUUUGAUGUUUUCUUGGGUAGACAUCAGCAAUUUUAUUAGUGAGAUAAACAAAAAAGAAAGUGAAUGCAUGUUUUUGGGAAGAUAAAAUUAGGAUUGAUAGGAUCGUUGACCAGAGAACCCAUUGAAAAAACUGUCAAUUUUUGUACAAGUAUUUAAAGUUUACAUCGUGGAUGUCGAACCACUGUUCCCUAUUUGUAUCGAAUAUGACGUGAGAAAAUCAUUGUUUUGUGAGACCUAUAUCUAUGAACGCAUUUACUGCAUACCGAGGAUAUCGCAGAACAUAGCCUGGGGAGCAAAAUCGCUUUUUUCAAUGCCAUAAUGAAAUCAAACAAUAGUCAUUAACAGUUUUUCACAAAUCAUAAUGCAAUUCAACCACAGAAUGUCAAAUUAAGAUUGAAGUAGCUGACGAAUUUUUAGGCUGCUCUACUGGCUGGACCAGGGAGCUGUUUUUAUAUUAACUAUUUGACAAAUGUACACAAGACGAUUAUUUACAUACUCACAUUAAAGUAAAAACUGUAUACGUUGAUCGACAUACAACCUCACUGCAAUAACUAUCUUACACUUAACCUAUUUAUAAAUGGAUUCUGGCAUAAUUUAGAGUCUUUUCUAGUAAUACAGUUGCAUGAUGAUUCUGAAGCUUGUCACGUAACCUUGUUCCACAUAUCCUCUGUUUAACCAUAAUGAAAAAACAGCAUUCGUUUUUAUUUUCAUUAUACUAAAACUGCUCAUUAUAUAACUCUUCUUAAUUUGUAAAGUUCAUAACAAGAGUUUCAGUACUUGGUUCACAAUCUCUAUGAAGAAUUAAUCGAAAUUUAAGAAAAACCUUAUUGUGUUAUUUUGAGUGUAUUCUGAUGUAGAAAUAGAAUGGUGAAUACGUCCCACGUGACAAGCACGUAUCUACAACAUCAGCUAGGUUUGUUAUAUCACCUCCGCUACAUACAUAUGUUGCAUUUUAAAUCACUGUGUUGCUCCUGUCCAUGGGGACAGAAGACGGCAAUGUGGAAACCGUUAACCUAAAAGUUUAGCUCCAGAGGUGCUGCUACUGCAAAUGGGAUAUUACCAGGCAAAAUUUAUCUACUUUGUGUCGCGUUGUGAUAAGUAAAUACAGUUUAGUAACUCAAUAUCCCGUAGAAACGCUUUCGAUGUUUUAUAGGAGUAACAAAACAAAAAAAAACAAAUAUGGAACGAAUGUCAUGUCAGCAAAUCAAUUUGAAUGUACUUAAUACUGCUAGGAGUAUAAAAGUUAUCCAACAAUAAAACACAAUUAUUAAAAUAGUGGCGGAGCCCGCUUGAUUUAGGAACACGAUCACAUCAAAUAAUAUUUUUCUAUCAACGAACUACAAGAAAAUGGAUGUUGUAAUUUUAGAUGUGCGUAAGAAAUUAUAACUAUCAUUGCAUGUUUGAGCUGGAUUCGAAUUACAGUAUAGCUAGGUUAAGGUUCAGGGAACUUAAGUGUAUGCCUAUUGUAAAAGAGUUAUCAUUGUUAGGUUUGUUCGAGAGCAUUUAUUGGGCCGAAGAAUGCGGCUGGCUUGUUUGAGAGGGCACUAGGCUAUGUUAUUUUUUUGUAUAUGUGAAUGAUUAUGUACUUAACAUCAGAGCCAUUAAACUAGGAAGCAAGAUGUGUAUAUGUUAGAAUGUUUGAACGAUAACUGUAAUAUCUAAAAUGUUAAAAAUGAUUCAUCGCGUCAAACGAGUUCGCUGCAGAUGUGUACAUAACCUUAUAUCAAUAAUUGUAAUAUCAGAGGAUCAACAAAUUAGUAAGCGCCAUAGUAAUAACUUGAAUAAAUGUGCUAUAAUAGAUCGGUA